Molecule: messenger RNA, 1218 nt
Organism: Humulus lupulus (European hop)
Lineage: Eukaryota; Viridiplantae; Streptophyta; Magnoliopsida; Rosales; Cannabaceae
Product: serine/threonine-protein kinase AtPK2/AtPK19-like
Exons: 6
Coding region: 1-1218 (405 amino acids)
Biological process (GO): protein phosphorylation
Molecular function (GO): protein serine/threonine kinase activity; ATP binding
Source: RefSeq, a predicted model, not a curated record
AUGGUGUUGAAUCCAACUAGUUGGGAGAAGUUUCUUUUUGUUGAAGAUUUUUCUGAUAGAUUUGGUCCUCUUCCAGGUCAAUUAUCUUCACCAGAUUCAAUCUAUGAGGACUCUUAUGUUAUCUGUAGCCAUUCUCUGAACCUUAACAAUCUAGCCUUAUUAAAUGAAAUUGACACACACGAACAUGUUUCUAAUGAUGAUGAUGAUCAUGAUCAUGAUGAUCAUAGUGUGGGACUUGAAGAUUUUGAAAUUCUCAAGGUUGUUGGGCAAGGUUCUUUCGGGAAGGUUUAUCAAGUGAGGAAGAGUGGUACUUGUGAAGUAUAUGCAAUGAAGGUCAUACGUAAGGAUAAGACUUUGGAGAAAAAUCAUGUUGAGUACAUGAAAACUGAGAGAGAUAUACUCACCAAAGUGAAUCAUCCUUUCAUAGUGCAACUCAAAUACUCUUUUCAGACCCAGUAUAGAUUGUAUCUUGUGCUCGAUUUCAUCAAUGGUGGCCACCUUGGCUAUCAUCUUUAUUGUCAAGGCUUGUUCAGAGAGGAUUUGGCUCGAUUUUAUACUGCUGAGAUCGUUUCUGCUGUUUCCUAUCUUCAUGAAAAUGGCAUAAUGCACAGAGAUAUAAAGCCUCAAAAUAUUCUUCUUGAUGCCGAGGGCCAUAUAAUGUUGACUGAUUUUGGCCUGGCAAAACAAUUUGAUGAGAACACAAGAUCAAGUUCUAUAUGUGGAACCCUCGAAUACAUGGCGCCGGAGAUUGUUCAGGGACGAAAUCAUGACAAGGCUGCAGAUUGGUGGAGUGUGGGAAUUCUCCUUUAUGAAAUGCUCACUGGGAAGCCUCCAUUUAAUGGUGGAAAGAGACAGAAAAUCCAGCAGAAGAUAGUAAAAGACAAGAUCAAGCUGCCUGGAUUUCUGUCUAGUGAAGCACAUUCAUUAUUGAAAGGACUUCUUAAAAAAGAUGCAAGCAUGCGCCUUGGCAGUGGACCAAAUGGGAGUAUUGACAUAAAAAACCACAAGUGGUUUAAGACAAUCAAUUGGAAAAAAUUGGAGGCAAGAGAAAUUAAGCCAAGUUUUCUUCCCAAAGUUGAAGGAGAUCUUUGUGUGGCCAAUAUUGAUGAAUACUGGACCGAAAUGGCCUUAGUGGAAUCACCAGCUUCAACUCCAAAAUUCACUAGUGAAAACCCCUUUAAGAAAUUUAGUUAUGUCAGGAAAAGGGAUGCCUCGUAG